AUGUUGAGCUUCCAAAAUCCACCCUUUGAAGUAGAUCACCAGUUGCUGCCGGACUUGGGGGUUGCGAAAGAGGCGGCUCAUCAUGUGCCUGGACACCUGCGCGUUCGUCUAGAUGACCAGGAGAAGGUCCGCCAGUUCUUGACUACGGAGUUCUGCAACGACGAUUUAGAUACAGUGGCCGAUAAACUGUGGUGGAUGUCGAAGCAGGACAGCCGGAACAUCUCCCCGCUUCACCGUCAAAUCGUGAAGCGCCGUACAAUCGUUGUCACGGAGGACCCCAAGCUCCAUCUGGUGUGGAUCAACGACCGGAUCUUCAUCAAGCCGCUGCCGCGAUACGUCGGCUCGCAUGCCUUUUGGAGGGAUCACCUUGGUGCUGAAAAUGGGCCGAAGGGAAACGAAGGCCGGGUUCGGCGGGCGGCGUUGGGAUUCAUCCGGACUUAUUACUACCUGAUCAAAUACGAAUCUGACUUUCGCAUCGCCCAGGACCACAGCCUUAGUCUCAUCCCCGCCGAUGUUACGUGGACGCAGUUCUGCAACUUUACGUCGCGCCUGGCCGAUAUCCAAGACGGAGAUGUCUCCCAGAGAUACAACUACGGGGAGAUCCGCCUGACGCGACUAAACUUCUACGCGCCCCUCUUGCUUCGGAAGUCGCACUUCCAGAGGGUGGAGUAUCAGUACGGGCCGUAUCUGGCGCGAUUCUACGUCCCCAUUCUGUUUGCCAUGGGUGUCAUUUCGGUUGUCCUGAGCGGGUUACAGGUCAUCAUCGCGGUUGGCGAGGGGAGCGGAGGAGGUAAUGGCGGCGGCGGCGGCGCGGACAAUGUUGCCCUUUGGUUCAGCGUCCUGAUGAUCUUUGUAUCCUGCGGCGUCCUUGUAGCUCUUGGGGCACUCGUUGCAUAUAAAGUAGCAAAAGAGUGGAACGUGGCGAUACGUGAUCGGCGUCGGCUGAUGAGGGAACGGCAUAAGGAUAAGACACUGGCGGCGGGAUCCCCUUGA
Colletotrichum graminicola M1.001 is the source of this 993-nucleotide messenger RNA. RefSeq lists its product as uncharacterized. The record is from RefSeq and is a predicted model, not a curated record. The coding region runs from base 1 to 993 and encodes 330 amino acids. The transcript has a single exon. Lineage: Eukaryota; Fungi; Ascomycota; Sordariomycetes; Glomerellales; Glomerellaceae.